Molecule: messenger RNA, 2255 nt
Organism: Moneuplotes crassus
Lineage: Eukaryota; Ciliophora; Spirotrichea; Euplotida; Euplotidae
Source: the annotation of a GenBank genome assembly
AUUCCCCAAAAAAGUUACCCCAAAACCCCACAAAAAAUCCUCAAAAACCCCAUGGAAAACCUUCAAAAGACCCGUUCAAACACCACAAACCACUUCCUGCCCCAAGAACUCCAAAAAAUCAACGAAGAACCUUACUCCUCCCUCUCUAAACUCCAAUCCUCUACCCGAUGCACCCAAAAAUCCCUCUGCCGCUACAACCCAGCCAACCUGCCCCCUCUCCCACCCCUUCUCACCUCCAAAACCCUCACUCUCCACACUCCAAAAUAACCUAUCCCCCUCUCUCACACACAAAAUCCUCCAAAACCUCUACCCUCACCUGCCUCCCCACCCUCCUCUGACCCAAUCCCAAAAAACCUCGUUCACAAUAUCACAGCUCAGAACCACAAAAUUCAGAAAGAAGUGGACCACGAACAAAGUUGUAUUAGGAAUAAGAUACUUAUCAAUUGUGGGACUUCGGAGUUUCCGGAGAAGGAUGAUAAGGGUUCUAUUCUGCCGGAAGAGAUCUUUGGGCAGUUCAAAGUUAUACAUGAUUUUGAACCGUCCAAUGUUGGGUUCUUGGAGAAGGUUAGGUUGGAUUUUCUUGGGAAGAGAAAGAAGGUAAUAAGUUUCAUCGGAAAGAAGAUGAAGGGUCUAUUUGAGAAGAGGAGACUUCAUGAAGAGAAAUAUGAAGCAGAAUACGGUCAAUGGAUGAACAAAUGCUACAAGAAAACCAAGGUUGUCAACAAAGCAAGAAGGAUCUCAGGCAAGACCAAGGAUAUCAAUGGCAAGAACAAGGAUUUACAAAUCAAAGGUAUCGAUGAGAUGAGGCAAGAAGCUUGUGUAAUCCCAAUAGCCAAUUACAAUGAGUACGCAGAAGAUUUUAUCUAUAUUGAAAGACAGACUCAUAGAAUCCAAGACCCUUAUAGUUACGAAGACACUCCGAAAAGCAAUGAUUCAUGGUCGAAAAAGGAUAUUGCCCUGUUUAUUGAAUCAUUUAUGAAGUAUCAUAAGAACUUCGGAUCUAUCUCAGAGCUAUUUUACAACAAAAGAACUAGAGAUAUUGUAGAGUUCUAUAUGAACUUCAAGAGCCUCUUAUCGCUAAAUGAGGAAUAUCAAAAAAUUGAAAAUAUCCUGUCAAACAACUCAUCAUGCCCUGCGAAGGUAAUCAGACCUCCCUUAGUCAGGAAAAUUGUCAAAAAGUUUAUGGAACAAAUUGAUAUCUCGAUUGAAAGAAAGCCAGAAUAUGACUUAUAUCGGCAAUGUAAAGUGCCUAUCGACAAGUUCACAACCAAACAACUCAUUGAAAUCUUCGCUGAGCAUAGUAAACCUCGCCAGAACGCUCGGAUUCAAGAUGAAGGAGGGAUAGAUUAUUGGAUAGAACCUCGGACUAGCCCAAUCUUUGAUCCAUCAAUAAACGAAACCAUUCCUUACUUCCGCCAAAUCGAACAAAACGCUACCAGAAUAAAAUCCACAAUCCUCAAAAACUCCAAAAAGAUCAAAAAGUACUUAAAAUCCCUAAAAUCCCUUAACAAACAAACAUUCAAAGAUAUAAAAGAAAAAGAAAAACUCUUCACCAAGAACAAGUACCCACAAAGACUUAUUGCCAAAAAAUCACAAUCCAAGGUACUUAAGAAAGGAGAUAUUAAUGUAGAGGACCUGAAUCCUGAUGUGAGGUAUAUACAUAGUUAUUAUGUGGUGGAGAAGGAUAACCCGAAUUUUGUGGCAGAGGGGUUACAAGAUAAUGAGGAAAUAGAGGAGGAAGAGGAGCAAGAUUUGGUGAAAGAGAGUGAGCAAGAGAAAUCAACUUCCUCGGAUAAGGAAUCGGAACAAGAGGCUCCCCAAGAUGAAGAGAAUUCAGGGAAGAAGUCGUGUAAAGAUAAGAGGAAGAGCAAAAGAAAGCAAGGGCAGAUUUGGUCUCUUGAAGAUAAAGAGAAGAUGAAAAAGGAGCUAAAUAAGCAUGGAAAAGACUUUGAUAAAAUAGCAGAGGCUUUCUCUGACAAAACACCAUUGCAGAUCAAGAAUUUCUUCACAAAUUAUUUCAAGAAACUCAAACUUUGGAUGCACCUCCCAGGAUAUGUUAGAAGAGGAGGUAGAAAGCCAAAAAGUGGAAUCAAAAGAAUAAAAUCAUCCUCAUCUGACAAAGAUCUUAGUUCAAACAUCUCAUCAUCAAAAAGCAUCAUAGAAUCCAAAUCCUCCAAUGAAGAAGCUGACGAUAAAAUCAAGAGACAAAGGACCGAAUAAACUAUAUAAUUUCCAUUUCAAUCACUAAAUCCCAC